GGGACUGGAGCGGAGCCCGGGAACGAGGCGGGAGGUCCCAGGGUCUCGGGUCGGGGGGGGUGGAGCCGCACUUCGUCGCCGCGGGGGUGCCGGGACUCCGGCCGCAGUGCCGCCGCCAUCACGGACUUCCUGUGGGACAAGCGCACGGGCCUCGCCGCCAGAACGGAAGAAAAGCGUUUGUGCACCAUGCCAUUCCGAUUCCAAUAACUAACUGGAAGGAGGCCAGCUUUUAGCCAAGCAGUGCUGAUACUAAUUAAAAACCAGUUAUUCUCUAUUUCCUAAGCAGGAGGGGAGGGGCAAAUGGAAAUCAGACUGCAGCUUGGGGCCUUCUGUAUUAAAAAGUUUUGAGGGGAGUUUGGCCCGUGGUGAUAGCCAGUGAGAGUUGACUAAGGCAGUUCAAGAGGUCAGACCCAAAUCCCUGGAGCCUGCCUAUAUUUGGUGUAUGCCACCGCAUGUAGAAACCAGAUGCCUCAUCCCCGAAGGUACCAUUCCUCAGAGCGAGGCAGCCGGGGGAGUUACCACGAACACUAUCGGAGCCGGAAGCAUAAGAGACGAAGAAGCCGCUCCUGGUCAAGUAGCAGUGACCGGACCCGGCGGCGCCGGCGGGAAGACAGCUACCACGUCCGUUCCCGGAGCAGCUACGAUGACCGUUCAUCGGACCGGCGGGUGUACGACCGGCGAUACUGUGGCAGCUAUAGGCGCAACGAUUACAGCCGGGACCGGGGAGAAGCGUGCUACGACCCGGACUACCGGCACUCCUAUGAGUACCGUCGGGAGGACAGCAGUUACCGCAGCCAGCGCAGCAGCCGGAGGAAGCACAGGCGGCGGAGGCGGCGCAGCCGGACGUUCAGCCGCUCGUCUUCGCAGCACAGCAGCCGGAGAGCCAAGAGUGUAGAGGACGACGCUGAGGGCCACCUCAUCUACCACGUCGGGGACUGGCUACAAGAGCGAUAUGAAAUUGUCAGCACGUUGGGAGAGGGGACCUUCGGCCGGGUUGUCCAGUGUGUCGACCAUCGCAGGGGUGGGGCUCGAGUCGCCCUGAAGAUCAUUAAGAACGUGGAAAAGUAUAAGGAAGCAGCUCGACUUGAAAUCAACGUCCUGGAGAAGAUCAACGAGAAGGACCCUGACAAUAAGAACCUCUGUGUCCAGAUGUUUGACUGGUUUGACUACCAUGGCCACAUGUGUAUCUCCUUUGAGCUCCUGGGCCUUAGCACCUUCGAUUUCCUCAAAGACAACAACUACCUGCCCUACCCCAUCCACCAAGUGCGCCACAUGGCCUUCCAGCUGUGCCAGGCCGUCAAGUUCCUCCAUGAUAACAAGCUGACACAUACGGACCUCAAGCCUGAAAAUAUUCUGUUUGUGAAUUCAGACUAUGAACUCACCUACAACCUAGAGAAGAAACGAGAUGAACGCAGCGUGAAGAGCACAGCUGUGCGGGUGGUGGACUUUGGUAGUGCCACCUUUGACCAUGAACACCACAGUACCAUCGUCUCCACUCGCCAUUACCGAGCACCAGAGGUCAUCCUCGAGUUGGGCUGGUCACAGCCUUGUGAUGUGUGGAGCAUAGGCUGCAUCAUCUUCGAGUACUAUGUUGGCUUCACCCUGUUCCAGACGCACGACAACAGAGAGCAUCUAGCCAUGAUGGAAAGGAUCUUGGGUCCUAUCCCUUCCCGGAUGAUCCGGAAGACGAGGAAGCAGAAAUACUUCUAUCGGGGCCGCCUGGAUUGGGAUGAGAACACAUCAGCAGGGCGCUACGUGCGAGAAAACUGCAAACCACUGCGGCGGUAUCUGACCUCCGAGGCAGAGGAACACCACCAGCUCUUCGAUCUGAUUGAAAGCAUGCUAGAGUAUGAACCUGCUAAGCGGCUGACCUUGGGUGAAGCCCUUCAGCAUCCUUUCUUCGCCCGCCUUCGGGCUGAGCCACCCAACACCAAGUUGUGGGACUCCAGUCGGGAUAUCAGUCGGUGACGAUCAGGCCCUGGGCCCCCCUGCGUGUCCUGCAGCAGUGGGUGUCCAGUCCAGGACACUGGUGCUUUUUUAUAUAAGAGAACAGAGCCGGAGCCAGCUCCUUCCUCCUGGCUCCCUGUAUACCUGUGAAUAUGUGAAAUAGUGUAAAUACGGAAGAACUUGUACCUACUGCUUCGUCCCCAGCCUUGUACAGAAUGCUGUUCCUUCCCACACUCUUCCCGCCGUCACCUGCCCCCUCGCUGUUGAGCUGGACAGGGCAGGAUGAGGUGACCGGGUGGCAUCUAUCCCAUGUUUUAUAAGGAAUUUUGUACAGUCUUUGUGAAAUAAAAAUGACGUGCUUCAUGCGA
Messenger RNA from Prionailurus viverrinus (fishing cat), 2315 nucleotides. RefSeq names its product CDC like kinase 2 (gene CLK2). Lineage: Eukaryota; Metazoa; Chordata; Mammalia; Carnivora; Felidae. The record is from RefSeq and is a predicted model, not a curated record. Gene Ontology annotation, cellular component: nucleus. The transcript is spliced from 14 exons. Gene Ontology annotation, biological process: protein phosphorylation; regulation of RNA splicing. Gene Ontology annotation, molecular function: protein tyrosine kinase activity; ATP binding. The coding region runs from base 466 to 1968 and encodes 500 amino acids.